CCGGGGAGUAAGGCACCGAGGUGUCUGGUCCUGUUUCUUGGCAGCCCUGCCGGGCGGGGGAGAAGGUGCGAACAGCCCGGGCUCGGAGCUCGCGCCCUGCGCCCCACCCAGGCUGCGGCCGCGCGGGGAGGAAGCGCGUAUAGGUUGAGUGCAAAGUUUCCCUUUUUGCUUUCUCGUCAGAGCAGCCCCAACGGACGGUGGGCAGGAAUGCCUAACUUCAAUUUGAAGGGGGUCCGGAGCCUAAGGGGUUAAAAUUAGCGACUCCCCCACUUCCCGCCUCCCUAAAACAUCCACCCCGCCAGCCAUGGGCAGCCGCGAUCACCUGUUCAAAGUGCUGGUGGUGGGGGACGCCGCGGUGGGCAAGACGUCCCUGGUGCAGCGAUAUUCCCAGGACAGCUUCAGCAAACACUACAAGUCCACGGUGGGAGUGGAUUUUGCUCUGAAAGUUCUCCAGUGGUCUGACUCAGAGAUGGUGCGGCUCCAGCUGUGGGAUAUUGCAGGGCAGGAGCGCUUCACCUCUAUGACACGACUGUACUAUCGGGAUGCCUCUGCCUGUGUUAUUAUGUUUGAUGUUACCAACGCCACUACCUUCAGCAACAGCCAGAGAUGGAAACAGGACCUGGACAGUAAGCUCACAUUGCCUAAUGGAGAGCCUGUGCCCUGCCUGCUCUUGGCCAACAAGUGUGAUCUGUCCCCUUGGGCAGUGAGCCGAGACCAGGUUGACCGGUUCAGUAAAGAGAACGGUUUCACAGGUUGGACAGAAACAUCAGUCAAGGAGAACAAAAAUAUUAAUGAGGCCAUGAGAGUCCUCAUUGAGAAGAUGAUGAGCAAUUCCAGAGAAGAUAUGUCUUUGUCCACCCAAGGGGACUACAUCAACCUGAAAACCAAGCCCUCCUCCAGCUGGGCCUGCUGCUAGUAGUGUUUGGCUUGUUUUCCCUCCCAGUUCUAGGAGGUCUUUCAUCUCUUCCCUUUGGUUGCCCACCCAGCAAUUCUAUUAAGUACAUUUGCACUGUCUCUUGCUGACUCUUCAGUGAGGAGGGCAUCAUCACUAAGAAAGGACACCUGGGACCCAUGUGUAUUUCUGUAUCUCCUGCAAGUUGGUUCUCACUUGCUGCUGGCUCAUAUGGCCCAGUUAGUGCCUUCUGUAUAAGAAAGAUCGUGGUCUCAUCCCUCAAUUUGUGAUCUGGGAUUUUGUGGGAAGGAUUAGAAAUCAGCAUCUAUGUUUUAAGGAUUGUAAUUCUCACCUGCUUUUGAGUUUAUCUUUCCAUUUGAUGUAUGUUGAUAUCUCAAUCUGAUAUGAUUUCAGAUUGCAAGGAAAAUGAGAUCAAAGGUCAUUUCCCAAAUUCCUUGUAGGUCAUUGCUUUCAGAUUCUUUCUGUCUUGGACUUUGAAUUUAAACAUCUGAUUCUGAGAUGCAGAAGGAGGGAGGCUGGAUAUCUUUGGGUUUGGACUACUGGAGGUGACCCAAAAGUCACUGUAUUUUUGAAGCUUCUAAAGUCAUAAUUAGCUUUCUCUUGUCUUGGCUUCAAGAAUAGUCAAUAAUAUCUAUCUUGUGUGAUGAGAGCAUUUCUUUCCCCAAAGAAAGAAAUUCUCACAUUAGGGUUUUCUAGUGUCUCCCUACCAGUGGGGUGGGGGUGGCGUUUGCAAGUUUCUGGGUUGAUGUCUUGAUGCAUAAUGCUGCAAGGGACAUCGGUUGGCUGUGGUGCCAUGAAAUAGGUCUGUUCCUCACAGCUCUGGGAGUCUGAGUGGAAGAAGAGGGAGAGGUUAACAGAACAAAAUCCCGUGAGGCAACUUGCUUAUGAGCACUUUGGGUGGCUAGCACUUAACAGCCAUGGGAAACCAGUAUUAUGUACAGACCUGUGCCUGGGGAUGGAGAGGGGAUAGACAGAAAAUCAUUAGGUAAUUUAAGUGCUAGAUCAGGUAGGGUUUUUAGUGUUGAAUCAUUUCUAGACAGUUUAAUUUUAAUUCUCACAGGAUGGUGAUUUAUAACCUACUCAAAGUUAGGAAUAUUCUUAGUGAACUCAGAGAUCUAGAGUUCUUUGAGAGAGACUUUUCUAAGUAAGUGUCCUAAAUCAGGGUUCUGAAAUCUGACUGAUCAGAACCACCUGGGAAGUUUGUUAAAAAAU
This is a messenger RNA of Ceratotherium simum simum (southern white rhinoceros), 2125 nucleotides long. It is a transcript of the gene RAB29, whose product is annotated as RAB29, member RAS oncogene family. Gene Ontology annotation, molecular function: GTP binding; GTPase activity. Gene Ontology annotation, biological process: endosome to lysosome transport; phagosome-lysosome fusion. NCBI's taxonomy places the organism in Eukaryota, Metazoa, Chordata, Mammalia, Perissodactyla, Rhinocerotidae. Gene Ontology annotation, cellular component: phagocytic vesicle; late endosome; Golgi apparatus. The record is from RefSeq and is a predicted model, not a curated record.